This is a messenger RNA of Hibiscus syriacus, 1960 nucleotides long. RefSeq lists its product as uncharacterized. Lineage: Eukaryota; Viridiplantae; Streptophyta; Magnoliopsida; Malvales; Malvaceae. The record is from RefSeq and is a predicted model, not a curated record. The transcript is spliced from 5 exons. Bases 321 to 1907 code for a protein of 528 amino acids. Gene Ontology annotation, biological process: protein transport.
AAAGAGUGACACAUGCCAAAGUGUAGUCAUUAAGGAGAGUGGUGGAAGCAGUUUCUUUUUUCUUCCCACAGACUUGAACUGUCUGCUCCCACUUUCAUCACUUUUCAAACCAACUCCACCUAAUUAUUAACACCCAAAACCACCAAUCAUUCAUUCAUGCAUAUGCGGUAUGCCCUCCUCCAUCACCAAUCCCCCCAUACCUAAUCAUCAUGAACCAGAAGCUCAAGCUUUAGCUUUCACUUUCAUUGCUUGUUGCUCCCUCUGUCUCACCGCUGAACCUACAACACACCAAAGGGUUAUCUAUAUAUAGUUCUUGAAGCAUGUUCGACAUCUUUUUCGGCUGGAGGAAAGCUUCAAAAUGUAAAAAGCUUAUCAAGCGUGUUCAGUGUCGCUUGAAGCUCUUGAAGAACAAGAGGUUUACGAUUGUGAAACAGCUACGGGAGGAUCUUGCUCAGCUCAUUAAACUUGGCUAUGAAGAAACUGCUUUUAAUCGGGCUGAGCAGCUUCUUAAUGAUGAGAAUCUAAUGGCAGUCUAUGAUAUGUUGGAUCAGUUCUGUGAAUUUAUCAAAUUUCAAUUGUCUUAUAUUUGCAGAAACAAGUACUUUUUCCAUCUUAAGUUCUUAACAACAGUUUCCUUUUCACAAUCGAUUCAUGUUUCUGACUAUGAACAAUUCUGGUAUUUUAGGGACUGCCCUAAUGAUAUCAAUGAAGCAGUUUCUAGCCUUAUAUUCGCUUCUGCAAGAUGCGCGGAACUUCCCGAGCUUACUGCGAUUCGUAAGCUCUUCGGGGACCGUUACGGGCAUCGGUUCGUGACGGUGGCUGUUGAAUUACUUCCCGGGAAUCUGGUGAACCGUGAGAUACAAGAGAAGCUGUCUGUAAAAUCGGUUUCGGAUGAUUCUAAGUGCAGAUUGAUCGAUGAAAUAACUCGAAAUUACUGCUUACAGCCUGCAUUUCUAGCACUUGAAUACUUCCCCGAUUUGCAACGCCAGGGUUCAGAUGGGAGUGAAGGCAAAUCCAUACAAGUUGAUCCUUUGCAAUUUCAAUCGACAGCGGAUUGUCUCGAUGAUCGACAAGGCCGGAACAUCGACCGGAUUAGUUUGCCUCGGAAAGCGACGUCUUCCUCAGAAAGUGUGCCUCGGUUCUCUGAGGAAGUAGUUGUCUAUCUUGAUGACAUAGAAGAGCUACAAUCUUCCAUGAGAAAAGAAGCAGAUUGUCAGGACCAGAGACUAUUCAAGUUCAAGUCGCUCAGUCUGCCUACAAGUGGAGUGGUUGUUGGCGGCAUGGAUGGUGACGGUGAAACGGAUAAUGAGAAGCCAAAGCCGCGGAACAAAUCAAGGAGGAGGUCGUUCUGCAUCGAACGUUCAAGCAUGAAGGACGUUGAUCACGAGAUUUAUUACGAGAAUCACAAGCAUAAAUCUCAUCACGGCAGAAAGCUCCACAAUAAGGAAACAUUAGCAGAAAGUAAAGAAGCAACUUAUGUUCUGAAGAGGCCUAAACAGCCUCACCGCAUUGCUCAAAAGUCGGGGCAGUGUACUGUUUGUGUUGCGGAAGAAAUUCCAGGUGACAAGUUUUGCAAUUGUCGAUGUUCUUCCAAUAACGAAACCCGGAAUCUGAGGAGAAGAAGCUACGACGAUGGUCCGAGUGUGUAUGAAGUUUUGGCAUUACCGAGAAUACAAAAGGAGACUGUGGGUGGUUCCGAGACGAGAAAAGGAACGGAAGGUCCAUAUCUGAGGGCCGUAACAAUGCCGCAAGAAAGGCCGAGAGAGAUACAUAGGUACAACGUUGCUCGGUCGAAUUCAUUAUCGGUUCACAACCCUAACCAUGUCCAUCCGAAGCUGCCGCAGUAUGAAGACAUAGCAGCCAAAUUCAUGGCUCUCAAAAAGGAGCGUCUGCUACAUAAGCAGUGAUGAACAUCCUAAAGAUUCUCUGGUAUUCUUUUCUUCUCAUGUUAGAUCAUAUG